CUUCUUCCUCUCUACAUUCCGGUUACCGACGUCCGGUCCGAGCUCGCAGGACGGGAAACAGACGACUCGUCUCCUGCGUUGAAGCUGACACCUGCGAACCGAAACCUCCCGGAGGCUUAUUCGGAACCUUUGAAACCCGUUAAAGCAGCGAGUUCGACCGAUGCGGCGAUGAAGCUGACCUCCGCGCAGCGAGGCCACACCCACAAACCCCGCCUCCUCUGACUCCACCUUCCUGCUGAGGGCGGAGGCGGCGCGUGACCAGAGAUGGACAGACGAUGCAGCAGCAGCGCCGACUCGCGGCUCACCGCCAGGGAGGGGUGCUCCAUCAACAGCACCCCCCUCUGCAGGAGGGCGGAGUCCUACGAAGCCAAGGAGGUCAAGUGCAUCUCGGACGUGAGGAGGACCUUCUGCCUCUUCGUCACCUUCGACUUCCUGUUCAUCACUUUGCUCUGGAUCAUAGAGCUCAACGUGAACGGAGGCAUUCAGAACCAGCUGGAUAAAGAAGUCCUGCACUACAACUACCGCGCCUCCUUCUUCGAUAUUUUUCUCCUGGCGGUCUUCCGGUUCGUGGCGCUCAUCCUGGCGUACGCCGUCUGUAAGCUCCGCCACUGGUGGGCCAUCGCGAUCACGACUGCAGUCAGCUGUGCUUUCCUGAUCGUUAAAGUCAUUUUAUCAAAGCUGCUGUCUCAGGGGACCUUCGGCUACCUGCUGCCCAUCGUCUCCUUCGUUUUGGCCUGGAUAGAAACGUGGCUUCUGGACUUCAAGGUUCUGCCUCAGGAGGCCGAGGACCAGAACAGGUAUCAGUGCAUCAUGGACGCCGCAGAGCGAGCUCCUCUCGUGUCUGGAGGUCCUUUGUCUGACGGACAGUUCUACUCCCCCCCGGAGUCAGCAGCAGACUCUGAUGAGGAGCUGGAUGAUAAACAUGAUCCAGAGAAAGGGCUGAUUCAGCAGGUCAUAUAACGGGUUCACCUCUGACAUGUUGGGCCUCCGGUUCCUGUUGUGCUACUGAGGGGGAACUCUGCCUUACACAUUCUUCCGCCAUUUUUGUCUUUUAUUUAAUACCAUUUUUGGUCUCCUCGUGGUUCUUUGCAUCGACCUCCUGUGAAUGCAGCCAGAACAGAAAAGAAGUGCCGCUUAAAAAGCAAUUUCAGCAUCUUAUUAACUUUCAGGAUUGUUUUGCUUGAGCAGAAAAAAAACAUAUCAUCCCAAAUGCAUUCGAUUGUGUGUUUGUGUGUUUCUUGUGUUUUUACCCCCCCCCUCUUCUCCCUGUUUGUUUCCAUUACGAAUGAAUGUCUUCUCCCUACUUUUAACUCGCUGAUCUUUUAGAUGCUUGGGUUUAAAGUCACUAACACACAAUAAGUCUGUAGACUGCAUGAAGAAAAGAAGCCCACUGUCGACCUUUAAUGACCACAAAGACACCGAGACGUGAGGCUGAAAUUCACAGCGGGACUUUGAAAAGAAUGAAUAAGUAUUUAACUUGGUUUCUGCCUCACGUGUUUAACUGUAAACUCCUAAAAAGCUGCUGUCUGACAGUUGGAGUCAAAGGAGUCAAAUAUAAAUGGAUCUCUUCACGCAUGCCUUGCAAGUCGGGUCGUUUUGUUUUUUUUAUGAAAAGCUUGUCUAAAAUAGAAUCAUUAAAAUGUGAAAUCUUG
Messenger RNA from Pungitius pungitius (ninespine stickleback), 1652 nucleotides. RefSeq names its product STARD3 N-terminal like (gene stard3nl). Gene Ontology annotation, molecular function: cholesterol binding. Gene Ontology annotation, biological process: cholesterol transport. Lineage: Eukaryota; Metazoa; Chordata; Actinopteri; Perciformes; Gasterosteidae. Gene Ontology annotation, cellular component: lysosomal membrane; endoplasmic reticulum-endosome membrane contact site; endoplasmic reticulum membrane. Bases 265 to 960 code for a protein of 231 amino acids. The record is from RefSeq and is a predicted model, not a curated record. The transcript is spliced from 9 exons.